Messenger RNA from Filobasidium floriforme, 675 nucleotides. RefSeq lists its product as uncharacterized. The transcript has 2 exons. The record is from RefSeq and is a predicted model, not a curated record. The coding region runs from base 1 to 675 and encodes 224 amino acids. Lineage: Eukaryota; Fungi; Basidiomycota; Tremellomycetes; Filobasidiales; Filobasidiaceae.
AUGUGCGCGUUCGACGAGCCACCUCCUCCCGGGAUGCUACGAGGCAUAUUCCCGCCUCGCUCGCCCAUCUUCGAGGCGAAUAGGCUUAACAACCAGCCUUGUCUCGAGUGGAAUUGGAAAGCGAUCAAUGAGACAGGCCUCGGAUUACAAUGGAACUGGAAGCUCGGCAUGCAUCGUCUCCCGCCCGGGUACACUCCGCAGGACCUCACGCGGGAAUUAUUCAUGUCCCCCGACAUCCCGUUCAAAUAUCCUUUGGUCGAAAGGUGUAACGACGGCUUUACUCAGUUCCGAGUGCACGACAUCAUCAUGAUGGCUCAUGAUGACGCCAGGACCGAGAUCCUUGCGACCGGCGGUAUGGUCACGCUCGCCGCCCGCAAUGAAGAUCGCAUGUACGAGAUCUACGCGUUCGGCCAAGGACUGUUUCACUGCAUGUCGAUGCUACGCUUGUGCAAGGAGCACACUCCUCGAAGUUGGUUCCCGCUUUGUGCCGGUUUGUACCGGAUCAACAUCAUAUACAAACGAUGGGAGAAACUUUGGCGGAUGACCAGAGAACAGUCGGCGAAAAAACUUCCCGCCUUCUCGGCGGAGACUCUGGCGACGUUCCGAGAAGAAUCGACUCGAGCGAACAAGAUGUGUCGAUGUCUACACAACGGUCUCAUGGGCGAGUGCAGCUAG